AUGUCGGUGCCGGGGCUGCAGCUACUCGGUGGCGUGGCGGGAGCCGCGCGAUCGCUGCCGUCGUUCGUGGCGGCCAGCGUGAGUGCCAUUUGGGACCCGACGAAUGGCGACGCCGUUGCUGCUGUUGGUGAGAUCACCGCGGCGACGGCGCUGGAGCAGAUGAAGCAGUCGAUGAUGGCUGAGCGCACAGGCCGCAUGAUCCUCCAGGGUCAGCCGCGCGUCACGGAUGACACACUCGCCUUCGCCAGCCAGCAGCCGGCAGGAACAUUCGGCCACCGCUACGCGCUUUACAUGGAUCACAACCACUUCCUCCCCAGCGGCCGCACGCCCGUCACCCGCAUCGCAGAUCCGGUGCUCGCGUAUGUAAUGCAGCGCUAUCGCGAGACACACGACUUCGUGCACGCCUGCACGGGCUGUGGUCGCACUGUCGAGGAGGAACUCGCAGUAAAGCUACUGGAGUGGCGCCACACAGGUCUCCCACUUGGCCUCCUUGCCGUGCUCGGUGGCAUGCCGUGGCUGAACGUGCAGCAGAUGCGCAACAUGGCGCUCUACAAGGAAUGGGCCGAACUCAAUGCACCCAGCCAGCGUCACGAUCAGCGGCGCAUUCCCUGCAUCCUCAACGUGCCAUGGGAGUCGUACCUUGAUAAGCCGUUCGAAGCGCUAUUGGAGGAUGUCGGCAUCACUCCUAUCGACGUCUUCCUCCAGGAGCGGCGAGGUCAAACGACAGCGGAAACAGACACGGGAGCACUAGAUAAUUCACGAGUUGAACCUCAAUAG
Trypanosoma grayi is the source of this 777-nucleotide messenger RNA. Its product is annotated as ubiquinone biosynthesis protein-like protein. The record is from RefSeq and is a predicted model, not a curated record. Lineage: Eukaryota; Euglenozoa; Kinetoplastea; Trypanosomatida; Trypanosomatidae. Bases 1 to 777 code for a protein of 258 amino acids. Gene Ontology annotation, cellular component: mitochondrial inner membrane. The transcript has a single exon. Gene Ontology annotation, biological process: ubiquinone biosynthetic process.